This is a messenger RNA of Myotis davidii, 1541 nucleotides long. RefSeq names its product tumor suppressing subtransferable candidate 1 (gene EIPR1). Lineage: Eukaryota; Metazoa; Chordata; Mammalia; Chiroptera; Vespertilionidae. The record is from RefSeq and is a predicted model, not a curated record. The transcript has 9 exons. Gene Ontology annotation, molecular function: protein binding. Bases 1 to 1257 code for a protein of 418 amino acids. Gene Ontology annotation, biological process: protein ubiquitination.
AUGCGAGGUUCAGAGCAGGACCCUGCCGCCCUGGGCUCUGUGGCUGUCGCCGUUCUGCCGGGUGGCCACGUCUGCUCUGCCGUGCUGGAGCCACUGUCUGCUGUUCUCUUGCAGAAAAACCUGCUCAACCAAUCUGGUGGUAACGGUGUGCACUCCCUCCCGCAGGCACGUGCGCUGACCCCGCAGACGGCAGAGACGGACGCCAUCCGGUUUCUGGUCGGGACGCAGUCUCUGAAAUAUGACAAUCAGAUCCACAUCAUAGACUUUGACGACGAAAACAACAUCAUAAACAAAAAUGUCCUCCUCCACCAAGUGGGUGAGAUCUGGCACAUCAGUGCCAGCCCCGCGGACAAGGGCGUGCUGGCCACCUGCUACAGCAAGAUGUCGUGUGGGAGCCCACGGGCGACGGGACGCGAGUCAUCUCCCUGGCGGACAACCACCUUCUGCUGUGGGACCUGCAGGCGAGCUCCGGCCGGGCCCAGCGUCAGCACUCUGUCAGCCUCACUUUGUGACCCUGGGCCGUGGCAUUUAAUACUGAGCCCCCGAUCGAUCCGCGUCUCCACACCCAGCUCCUCCGUUUUUUAUUGUCGGAGGAUCUUGCCCUGCGUGCUGGCCAGCUCGGCGUCGCUGGAAGGCAAGGGGCAGCUGAGGUUCACCUCGGGACGCUGGAGCCCGCAUCACAACUGCACCCAGGUGGCCACGGCCAGCGACACCGCCGUCCGAGGCUGGGACACGCGGAGCAUGAGGCAGAUCUACUGCAUGGAGAACGCCCAUGGGCAGCUGGUGCGGGACCUGGACUUCAACCCCAACAAGCAGUACUACCUGGCGACCUGCGGGGACGACUGCAAGGUCAAGUUCUGGGACACGCGCAAUGUCGCGGAGCCCGUGCGGACCCUGGAGGAGCACUCGCACUGGGUGUGGAACGUCCGCUAUAACCACUCGCACGACCAGCUGGUCCUCACGGGCAGCAGCGACAGCCGGGUCAUCCUCUCCAACAUGGUGUCCAUCUCCUCGGAGCCCUUCGGCCACCUGGUGGACGACGACGACCUGAGCGACCAGGAGGAGCGCCGCCCAGAGGACAAGAGCCAGGAGCCCCCGCAGGACGGCGUCAUCGCCACAUACGAGGAGCACGAGGACAGCGUGUACGCCGUGGACUGGUCCUCAGCCGACCCCUGGCUCUUUGCGUCCCUGAGUUAUGACGGGCGGCUCGUGAUCAACAGGGUCCCCCGGGCGCUCAAGUACCACAUUCUGCUCUGACGUCCGUCCGUCCGUCCGUCCGAGUCAGGCCGCAGCCCCGCCCUGGGGACCCGCCCCGAGACGCAGCAUUUGUGAACAGCGAGGGCACCACGCACGGCCCUCCGGGCACCCAGUCCCCUUGCCGCGCGGAGACCUCGGCCUCCACCCCGGGCCUGCCUGCCGCCUCGUCUCUCGGCCCCUUCUCUCCUUCAGGGGCGAUGGGGCUUGUUUCACUUCAAAAAUAACCUUCAUUUCCAUGAUGUUAACUCAUCUUUCUCUUGAGAUUAAAAAUGAAGUAAACACAC